CAUAAUUUCAGUGCCAAAAUGCAGUUCCAGUUUACUUCACUGAGACCAUGGAUAUUUUGUGCUAUUGCUCUUCGGUUUUUCAAUGAUGGUGCCGAGGAAUUUUUCAUUGCACCGUCAGCAUGGUAUUAUAUCAAAUCUCUUGGACAAACAAUCACAUUCCUUGGACUUGUUUUAAUGGCUUUCCCAGUCGCCGCUCUUCUUACUGGCUCUAUCGUUGGAAGAUUGGCUGACAGAUUUGGAAACAUUAAACGUAUCAUCAUCAUAUGUUUUGCCAUGAAGUCUGCUGCCUAUAUAAUAUAUUCAAUCCCCGUCUCGGCCUAUUUCCCCCUUGCUGGGAGAUUAUUAAGUGGAUUGGCCGAUGGGUCUGCUGGCGUAUAUUACGGUCAAGUGAUCUUAUACACACCAGAGAAAUAUCGUGCACGAGUUUUUAUUAUUCUGGAUGGAAUGUUUACGUUAGGAUCGCUAUUUGGUCCAACAGUCAGUGUUUUUUUGACAUUCAAUGUCAAUAUUUUAGGCUGGAGAAUUGAUGCUGGUAACUCCCCAGGAAUUGUGCUGGCAUUGAUAUGGUUUGUCUUAAUGUUAAAUGCACUAUGUUUUCCCCAAGAGUUUGGAACCAAGAAGACGACAGAUGAAGAUGAUUACGGCGAUGAUGUUCUACAUACGGAAGAUUCAAGCGACCCAGCAAGUUAUGGCUCUCGCUCUACGGUUUGCUUGUUAUUCUACCUCGUAUUUUUGGGUCUAUUCUUUUCAACUACUGCAACAUUUUACGUUCCUUUGCUUGCACAAGAACACUUCUAUCUUCAGUUUGGUCAUGUCAAAUUACUUUUCCUUGUCAGCUCGAUGUUUUCAAUGGUUGUGUUCCUUUUAUACUAUGUCGCCGCAGAUUAUCUCCAUGAGACCCAUCUGUUAAUUUGUUCAAUGUUAAUGCAAGUCUGCGCCAUAUCCAUAUUAACUUACUUUGCUUUUACUUGGAACAGUGCGUCAGGAGUUGACGAGGGAUAUAUGCUCAUGGUCUACAUCUCUCUUGGGAUGCCAUAUUUUUCAUUUGCCUUGAGUUGUUCGCUUUUGUCUAAAGUCACAGAUCCAAAGGAUGCAGCGUUUUACCAAGGCACGUCAUUUGCCGCACUUCACUCCGGAUUUGUUGUAAGCCGUUUGAUUGCAUCUUUCAUAUUUACUAAGACUAUGUUGUUAUGGUUUUGCUUGGUUCUGGUUUUAUCCUGGACUUUCGGGGUUGUCUGGUUUAUUGUCGAGUAUCGGAACUUAGCACGACCGAAGAAUAAUUCAUAAGGAUAUAUAUGUCAGGGGUCAUCCAAAGAAAAUUUAGGACUGCUUAUUUCUACAUUUAUAAUGAGAGCAGAUUGUGAGGGAGUUGUGAGCUAUGAACUCAUAACGUAUUUCAUGCCUGAAUAGCUAUGCGGGUCAGGAAGGAUACUCGCCUAUAAAACUUUGAAUUUGGCAACCCCAGAAAGGUCUUUUCCUGUGUUUUCAGAACCAAAUUUGGUAUUUUUUUGGCCUUUAAUAUCGGUAUGAAUGCUUAAUUUAUAUCUACCUAAUUAUCAUAUGAAACUCCAAAACUCAAUUUAGGACUGCUCAUUUAACUGCCCAUUUUGGAGAAUGAGGCGCCUUAGGAUGAUCCCUGAUAUAUGUUGUUUGUCUUGUCUGGUAGCUAUAUUAUGCCUGUAUCACGAGUAGGAAUAAUAAAUAGCCAUAUACAGACCUCUCGAGCAUAUAUAUAUUGACUCGUAUAGCUCGUUUUAAUGUCAACUACAAUGCAUUGCAAAUGGUUUAUCUUAAAACAAAUGAUUAUCAUUCACUUAUCGUUUUCAUUCAGUGUGCAAUCUACAAUCAGGAGCAAAAAUUAUUGAGACAACCGCAUAAAUUGCCCCUCACCUCCAAUUCAAUGUUGUGUGAAUGACUGAAAAGAGAAAAUUCAAGCCACUUUUUCCAACAUUGAUCAUGGGGGCAGGGGGGAGGCCUACGUGCUUUAAAAUGGCCAAAAAUGUGAAAAGUCUCAUUAUUUUUGCACGCGAUUGAAUCAGGAGCAAAUAUUAUUGAGACAACCGCAUAAAUGCCCAUAAAUGCCUCAUUAUUUUUGCACGCGAUUAUAGGUACAUUUGGAAAUUAAUUUUAUUCUGUUUCGGCCUGUUCACGAGAAGCGGUGUCACAGCGGAUAGCAUCCCCCAUUGUUCAAAGUCAAGAUGGUAGAAUUUAAAGCAUUUGUUUGGAGAAAGAUAAGUCUAUCCUUGUGACAACAACAAAUCUCUUGGAAGCCCUGGUUAACCUUAUAUCAUGCAGAUUGUUAUUGAUGUAUUUGAUGCCAACUAUCCUCACUCUAUAUUUGAUAUGUUUAUGGCAAAUAGCCUAAUUGGACAUUUCUAUUACAAAUUGCUUACUUUAUCUGAUUGCAACAAUAUUUAUCCCAUUUGGAACUGGAGUUUAUUUAAGAUAGAUCUGUAGAUAAAAAAUGUCUUAAUGAAGAAAAGACUGAAGCCUAGACUGGUGCGAUUAUAAUGGAUGUUAAUCUCGCAAAUAUGGCGUUGUAUUUUACUGCCAUAUUAAUAACUGUAUAUGAAAACGUCUGAUAUGAACAAUUUGCAUUCAUUUGUUAUAUUUGCAUGUUCUAAUGUAGAAUAUUUUAAUGUAUUACACAGCAGACCUUACAAGGCCGUUUUCAUAUUGAUAUUGUGUACAUU
Messenger RNA from Paramuricea clavata, 2693 nucleotides. Lineage: Eukaryota; Metazoa; Cnidaria; Anthozoa; Malacalcyonacea; Plexauridae. The record is from the annotation of a GenBank genome assembly.